Molecule: messenger RNA, 1526 nt
Organism: Saprolegnia diclina VS20
Lineage: Eukaryota; Oomycota; Saprolegniomycetes; Saprolegniales; Saprolegniaceae
Exons: 5
Coding region: 46-1455 (469 amino acids)
Biological process (GO): sphingosine biosynthetic process
Cellular component (GO): intracellular membrane-bounded organelle; membrane; cytoplasm
Molecular function (GO): kinase activity
Source: RefSeq, a predicted model, not a curated record
AAACGGCCAAUCAGGAGCAGGGCCAUCAACGUCAUUCUCGGACUCAUGACCAGCCUCAGCAGCGGCAGCGAGACCUUUGCGCUCGGCCGCCAUGCUGCCAUCGUCGCCGCGACCGCGGACGCGCUCGAGAUCACGAUGGCCAAGAAGCCGGUCCUGCGCCUGCUCUGGGCGGACGUGCUCGGCGCCAGCACGGGCCACGACACGAUUGGCGCGACCUCCAGCCUCCCACUGCUCAUCCACGUCGUCGAAAAGACCAAGAACGGCAAGCGCAAGCUGCGCGACGUCGUCUUGACGUCGUGCGGCGAGGCCAACAAUGGCAUUCACCAGCUCGAAGUCGACAAGUGGGUGCGCAUCAUCCAGUACUUUGCCAGUCCGAGCCGCCCGCUUGGUGGCGUUGCGCCGUCACUCGACGCCAUUAUGCAGCACCCGCCCAAGCAGCGCACGUUCCUUGUGCUCAUCAACCCCGUCGGCGGCACGGGCAAGGGCGAGAAGAUCUACGAAAAGGUCGAAGCCAUCUUGGGCCUCGCCAACAUUCGCGUCGAGAAGAUCGUGACCGACCGCCCGAAACACGCCACGGACGUGGCACGCACCCUCGACGUAUCAAGCUACGACUGCCUUGUCGUCGUCGGCGGCGACGGCUUUGUCUACGAAGUUGUCCAAGGCUUGAUGGCCCGUCAGGACUGGGCGACUGCGAUCCAGCUGCCACUCGCCAUCCUGCCGGCCGGUACCGGCAACGGCUUGGCCAAGUCGAUUUGCGACGACGCCAACGAGCUCUGCACGCCAGAGAGUGCCACGUAUCUCGCGGCCAAAGGCUCCCCGCAGCCCCUUGACGUGGCCACCAUGCGCAAUGCGACGACGACGAGCUACCUCUUGCUCUCGCUCACGUGGGGCUUCAUGGCCGAGAUCGACCACGACAGCGAAAAGUACCGCUUCUUUGGCGCCCAACGGUUUUUCGUCGGGACGAUCGUCAAGCUGUUGGCGUCCAAGAGCUGGCACGGCAAGCUCUCAUACCUCCCGAGCAGGGACGAAGAUGACAUCCCGUAUGCCGACGCGGACGUUGCACCGGCGCUCUUGCCGGCUGUUGGCGAGCCCGUGCCCUCGGAGUGGGUGACCCUCGAAGGCGACAUGAGUCUCUUUUGGGCUAUGAACGUGUCGCACGCGGCCAACGACGCCAAGAUCGCGCCCACUGCGCGCCUCGACGACGGCUACUUUCACAUUGUGCUCAUGCAAGGCAAGGCGUCGCGCACCGAGUAUGCGAGCAUGAUGCUCGGCAUCGAGAAGGGCCAGCACGUCCAUCAACCGACCGUCCAAGUCAUCAAGACGCGGGCCUUUCAGCUCGAGACGCCGGCAGAGAACCUGCUCAUGGCCGACGGCGAGCGUUGUGACGGGGGGCUUUGGCAAGUGCAAGUGCACCGCGGGCUGGCACGUGUCAUGGGACUGCCCGCGCCAAACUAGGAGGCAGAUAAGAAAAUCUUUUGACGAAUGGCAAGAAUGGCAUGUGCAUAUGUGUACCUCGCAUUUCGCCC